GGACACGCCAACCGUCGGGUUCAGUAAGCGAACGGCUCUCAACGGCCACGAACGUGUUUUUCGUUCUUCGGUUCCCGCGCAUGCAUAUAUAUAUAUAUACAUAUUACACACGUAUAUAUAUAUAUGCAUAUAUAUAUAAAUACACGUAACGGCGAUAUAUAUAUGUGUUACUAUCCGAGACUGACCCGCGAGAAACAACACUGUCGUCGGGAGUACGCAGUCGGUGAUCGGCGACCGCGGCGACGUGACGACCAACCGUAGUCAGAUCGUAACAACAACAACAACAACAACAAUCAGCCAGCAGCAGUUACAACCGCGACACAGAUCCGCUUUUUCGAGUUUCCGCAAUUAUCCGCCUGCCAAUCGCGUCCAUCCCCAUCCCCCGCCCGGGACUAAAAAGAAACCAAAAAGAGACGUAAUAAGGAAGAAAAAAAAUUUUCUCUGUCAUUCCGCUCCGCAAAACGCACUUUCCCUACUUACCCUCCCCCCGUCAUUUCGGUUUCGGUCCUUCGUCUUCGUUCCCGCAACUGUGGCUUCAAUCAAUCAAACUGGAUUCCAACAAGCAGUACAUGUCGCGAAUACUUCGCGGCUACCGGAGGUUUAAGAAACUUUGCAAGCGUGUGGCGAACCAGGCGCUUACCGUUUCGCCACAGCCGGCAGUAACGGUGGAGGGGCCGGUGUCCAAAAUGUCUCCACCGACGAACGACGUGAACAACGGUGUGGUAGCGUCUCCCAGCACCCUGGCGCCUCGGGUUCCACCGACCACGAACCCGUCCCUCACCAACCCACCGACGCACAAGCGUACCCCGAAGGACUUCAUCUUCGGCAAGGUGAUCGGCGAAGGAAGCUUCUCCACCGUUUAUCUUGCCAAGGAUAUCCAUACCACCAAGGAGUACGCGAUCAAGGUGUGCGAUAAGAGUCACAUAAUCAAGCAGAAGAAGACCGAGUACGUGAAGCGCGAGAAGGAGGUGCUGAACAUGCUCGCGGAUGCCAAGCACUCGUUCGUGCGCCUGUUCUGCACCUUCCAAGACGCGGAGAGACUAUACUUUGUCAUGUCGUACGCUAAGAACGGCGAGCUCCUGCCGCACAUCAACAAGGUGGGCUCCUUCGACAUUGAAUGCACAAAGUUCUACUCGGCUGAGAUCCUGCGCGGCCUCGAGUACUUGCACGGGCUCGGUAUCAUUCACCGUGACCUCAAACCGGAGAACAUCUUGCUGGACGAAAAGAUGCACGUGCUCAUCACCGACUUCGGCUGCGCCAAGAUCCUCAAGGAAGACCCGGAGACGGCUACGGACCCUCAACAGCAACCGCGUUUCAGAGAUCGCAGCGGCUCCUUCGUCGGUACCGCUCAGUAUGUGUCACCAGAGCUGCUGACCAACAACAGGGUGAGCAGAGCGUCCGAUCUCUGGGCCCUGGGUUGUCUCGUCUACCAGAUGGUCGCCGGCCUGCCGCCCUUCCGCUCGAGAAGCGAGUAUCUAAUGUUCCAGAAGAUCCUGAAACUCGAUUACGAUAUACCGGACGGUUUCUGCGAGCUGGCCAGAUCGUUCGUUAAUCAGCUUCUCGUUUUGGAGCCGACGCAACGACUGGGCGCCCUGGACGAGCACGGCGCCGGUUACCCCAGCAUCCGGGCGCAUCCCUUCUUCGAGGGCGUUGAUUUCGAGACCCUUCACGAGCAGACACCGCCGCCGAUUUAUCCCUAUCUACCCGGCACGUCGGAGCACGAGGAGCUGAGGUCGCAGUACAGGGUGCCCGAUAAUCUCGAGCCCGGUCUAGAUCAGAAGCAACUCACCAGGCUCCUUUGGUUGGGCACCGAAGACAUCGAUGACGACAACGACACCACCGGCGCGGAGAAACGCGCUGUUAAUGCGUUCUUGAAUGAGAUUAUCGCGGACAAGCCGCUGAGGAGGUGCACGAAUAACACCCACGACAGCAGUGUCAACAUCGCCAACCUGACGCCGGAACAGAUCAGGAUGCGGCUGGAGAAGCAACGCUCCGCGAAUCAGUGGCACCCCUUCGUCGAUGACAAUCUCAUACUAAAACAAGGAUUCGUUAACAAGAGGAAGGGCCUGUUCGCCAGGCGGAGAAUGCUCCUUCUUACAACCGGACCACACCUAUACUACGUCGAUCCUUUCAAUAAUGUGCUCAAGGGCGAGAUACCCUGGAGUCCAGCACUGAGGGUCGAGCCAAAGAAUUUCAAGAUCUUCUUCGUCCACACGCCAAACAGGACGUACUACCUCGAAGAUCCCGAGGGAUUCGCAUUGCAGUGGUGCAGAGCAAUUGAGGAGACGCGAGUCCACUGUUACGGCCUGCAGGAGAUGACCACCGCUUAAGAUGAAGAUGGGAGAGAUCCAAAAGACAGAAACGAGUGGUAAAGUCCGCGAGUGGCGAUCGCUAAGACCGAUCUAUUCCCGACGAGAAGAGAUUGCAGAUCGUUUGUUCACGUAUUAGCCCGUUGUAUAAAGUAUACUAAUAGACUUAUCGCGCGCUCUGUACAGUUUAUAGGCAGAAAUUCACUAGGCAAAAAUUCCGAAACGCGACCUUCGUCGUCUCGAAAAUCGCGGUCGCGCGGUGUCCAUUAUCACUUACGUUCGCUAUUUAUUGACGACCCUUUGGAGAGAAUCGCAUCAUCCGCGCGAGAACCGCACGAUGCGUGCGCGAGAGGAUAGAAGGGAGACGGAGGAUUAGAGAAAUUUUUAGCCAAGGCUUCGGCUGUGUAUCCGCAGCGCCUGUUGCCGUGUGACGUAACUCGCGUGAGAUCGAGGUCGCCUCCGUUGGAGCAAAGGAAAAUAAAGUUCACGCACCCGUAAAUUUCGAUGUUUACAAUUCCCGCGAUAUGCAUAAAAUCCGAAUCCCACGUGCGAGCACAGAUUUUCACACGAAUUGGCUUUUGGGGGGAAAAACAAAAAGAAACCAAAACAAAAAAGAGACCGGAUCGUGUCCUAGGAAGGAUUCUACGGAGGCGUCCUCGGUCGCGCAAAACAGACUUCGCACGGCGCUAUUAUAGUACUUUAUUCCUAAGUAUAGUCCAAUUUACACACGCGAUAAAAAACGCGAUGCGUAUCUAGGUGAAAUUAAAAGCCGCGUGCAACGUGUUGCCGCGCGAGUUUAGACGUCAAUUUAGUCGGAAAAAAAGGGAAGAAAAGGAAGCGAAAAACGCAGUGGAGGAUAACGAGACGCCACGCAGCUUUAAACACAAAACCGUUUUACGCCGCCUGUAAAGGAUCCCCGGAAUCUCGCGACAUUCCGGGCGAUCUUUGCCCUCUUCGCGGGUGUACAGUAUUGUUCGUCACGUCGUUCAUCGUCAUCCCCCCCCCCCCCAUUCUCCUCGCGCGUUCGUAUUCUCGUUCCCCUUUUCGCGUAAACAAUCUCUGUAAAUAUCAUGACGCGUUUCUACGAAGAGCAGGCCGCGUAAAGGCACUUUGUAAUAUAGUAGAUACGUAAGUAGAAGAAAAGGGAAAGUGUCGUUGUCUCGCCACAGCGUUUUUCGCUCGCCGUUAAUUAUCACGCUUCUCGUCAUCUGGCCCUCGCGGACUCGGGCGUGCGAUCUAGGCGAUUAGGUAGGAGGUGUCGAAGGCAAGGGAGAGAUCGGCGUUGUUGUUCGCACUCGCGUUCCCCCGCACGUUCACAGGAAGAGGAAGCGGUGAAGAAAAGGGGCAUAGGAAACGAGGGACUUGGUUUUCCCUUCCGCAAAAAGACUUUUACACGCUUGAGAAAGGACUCUUAGACUAAUGUAGGCUCGUUUUGAUAGCUUUAAGAGGCGCUAUAGUAAAAUUUCGCUUAGAGCGUAUCGCCAAUUCGUUAUAUCGUUGUCAUUAGUGCUGAUUAUUAUUUACGGUAUGAUUUGUAGCGUUCGAGCGAGAGUUAUCGCUCGCGUAAUUAUUGCCGCGACUGGCGACACGCACGAGUAUUACGAGCAUUCAUUUUCCUCGCAUAUGUAUAAAUUAGGUAUUUAAUUAAACACGGCCUCGCGCUUCGUUAAUUUAUUUCUACUGUUACUCGCCUCGAAUAUAUUAUUUAUUUUCGUUUUCUUUUCCUCUUUUUCAUUUUAAGUGUCGCGCGUCGAGGGCCGCAACGUUCGUACAUAGAUUUACAGACUAGUUAACUAUCUCGCUACGUCGCUCUGCGACUAUAUUUACUAUACAUUAUUAGAGAGUAUAUAGCGCUAUUACUACUAUUAACUAUUACUACCGUCACCACUGCGUUGUUGCUACGUUACUGCGUACAUAUAUAUAUAUUAUAUAUAUUCUAUAUUAUACGUCAACUAUUGUCGUUAGACUUAGCUGUUUUUAGGUAUACACGUUUAUCGCGAAUACGUACUAGCGCGUUGAUAAAGGAGGAUAGGAAAGAAUCUAGGCGCGAUUCGACCCGUGACAUCGCGAGCGAGCCGUAGUUCCGACCCGUGUAUAUAAAAACUGUACAUUACUAAACAUACGGAAAUAUUUAUAUAGAUAUAUUGUGCGGUAUAUAUAUAUAAAAUAUUUAUAUAAUGUGAAUAGUGCGUAGUUAGGGGAAAGAAAAUGUGUAUAAAUGUUCAUAGGAUAAAAUCGCGUUUAGGUUUAAUUCUCGUUGAUUCCCGGCACGGCUCGCCCGCGAUUCCGCCGACGAAAAGCUUUAUUAGCCCCCCUCUAUAUAUAUGUACAUAUAUAUGUGAAUAUCUCUCUCUCUCGCAUGGCGCAGACAUAAACAGGGUAUUCGGGGAACGUCCGGGGCGGUCGGUGGUUGGCGCGCGUUACGUCGUGCGGUGUUCGAAAAAAUGCCGAUCCGUUCUCCCACGGGUCCCGGCAUUGUUCUCGCUGCCCAGCGGCUUUGCUCAAAAUGACCGCUUUUGGCGGGCCGCGUACGGUGCGGGCGGACGAGAAACGACGAGCGGGCGAACAACCACCGUCGGCGUCCCUGGCCGGACUCCGAUUUUUUUCUUUCUUCUAGUGAGAACCGAUCGCGAGAGGGAGAGCUAUCGCGCCCCCCCCCCCCGCCCUCCCUUGGUUUCAAGUUCCGCCUCAGGCGAAUCGCGCCUCAAUUUCGCAACGUAAUCUGUCUCUACCGUGAACGAAGCACAUGUGUCGUGGAAUUUUGGUUUAUAUAUAUAUGCAUAUGUAUAUCGUUUCAUUAAUCGCGCGAAGUCAUACAUAAAAAAAAAUAUAUAUUUUUCGACAUAGGAACAAAUAUAUUUCCGUGCAUGUGUACAUAUACAUCACACAUCACCGACGUUGUGCUUCUUUUCCGGGGAGAGGGAGUACGUGUCCACAAGUCCGAUCGCCGAUCUCGUAUCUCGCACACCCACGUCGAAGUCUUUUUUUUUCCCCUCCCCGUAUACGAGAUAGGGAAAACGGAUCUCGCGCGCGUCGUUUCCAUCGCGGGGAAACUUUGCAGAUCCUACGUUUCGUGCGGGCUUUGCAAACUUUCAGAUGGGAACGCGCGCGCGUUCUUCUUAGGGGUGCACACAAAAGGCGCGUUUCGAUUUUCCGAAGAGGGCGGAGGAACGUUGUCGGGCGUCCCUUCGUUCGUCCGGCUCCCGAGAUUCCUCCCGCCCUUCGGGUCCGUACGCUUCGGACCUGCCCCCUCUAUAUCAUAGCGAAAUAAUCGAUUUGGACGUGACCUCGUAAGGAGAAAACAAAACGCCAAGGCGCUACGUUCACUAAAAAGAAGAGAUAACUAAUUUAACUAGGCUAGAAAUUUUUCAGAGGAGACGUAUACUUAAAAAAAAAGAAUACCAACACUCACACCGUGACGAAAUCUUUUACGAUCUGCGAAACACGCAAGUAACAACAGCAAGGCCUUGCGGACGUUCAGAUGCCUACUGUUUCGAUGCAGCAGAAACGUUUCAACUAUUGAUUGCAGUAUUACUAAAUGUAUACAGAUUAAGUGUAACACACACUAAUACACAACACACAUACACACACGCAUACACACAAAUACCGUCAAUAUAUACUCGCGUAAUCUACGAGAAGACUUUGUAAAUAGUUAGGAUAUAAUUAAUAUAGGCGCCAAGAUGUACUAAGGAUAACAUCAAAUUUAUUCAGAAUAAAUCUUCCGAAAUAUCGCAUAAA
Molecule: messenger RNA, 6047 nt
Organism: Vollenhovia emeryi
Lineage: Eukaryota; Metazoa; Arthropoda; Insecta; Hymenoptera; Formicidae
Gene: Pdk1
Product: 3-phosphoinositide-dependent protein kinase 1
Exons: 4
Coding region: 570-2330 (586 amino acids)
Biological process (GO): intracellular signal transduction; peptidyl-serine phosphorylation
Molecular function (GO): protein serine/threonine kinase activity; ATP binding
Source: RefSeq, a predicted model, not a curated record